AUCGGAGAAGUGUUUUUGUGUGUUUUAUUUUGUGCUUUGUAGCAGUAUUUAACAAUCAUUUCGCCAGAAAAGUUGCAUUUAUUGCAUAUAUAUAUAUACUAUAUAUAAUCCCAUCUAAUUGUUGGCUUGUGUUGACAUUGCUGUAGAUAUUUUCCUUUUGCAUGUUGAACCAGAAACAGGGCAAAGGAAAAUCUCUACAACAACAACAGGGCAGCUAAGCUAUUGUUAGCAACGCAGCCAGUGUACAUUGAAAUGCAAAACUACGGCCAUGGAGAUGGGGCAGCAGGUGGUGGGGUUGGUGGCACUGCAGUCCCCUCUCCAGCCGUUAAACGCCGUACGGACAGCUAUGAAGCAGCCCAACAUCAUCCCAAAUACACUGAUGAUGAUGAUGAUGAUGGCGGUCUCGAGGGAGUGGAAGAGGAAUAUGUUAAUACUAGGAUCUUACGCAGACAGGCUCAGCUGCAAUCCACGCCAUUAGCACCUGGUCCUGGAGCAGGAGGAGGAGGAGCAGUGCUACCUACUGCUACCUCAUCAGUUCAAGGAUAUGUAGAGCAACCCGAAUUUCCAAAUCCCACCGCAUCGGCUGCCUCUCAUAUUGAGGAGCGGAUGCGUCGCAAAUUGCAAUUCUAUUUUAUGAAUCCCAUCGAGAAAUGGCAAGCUCGUCGCAAAUUCCCAUAUAAAUUUGUGGUUCAGAUUGUCAAAAUCUUUCUUGUCACCGUCCAGCUGUGUCUAUUCGCCCAUGCACGAUAUAAUCACAUCAAUUAUACGGGUGAUAAUAGAUUUGCCUUUUCGCAUCUAUUUCUACGCGGAUGGGAUUCAUCACGUGAGGUAGAGAGCUAUCCACCGGCAGUGGGUCCAUUUGCCUUAUACAUGAAAGAGGAGUUCUAUGACACUGUGCAAUAUGCCAUAGAUGGCUAUGGAAAUGUCAGUCGUUCGAUUGGACCCUACGAUUAUCCCACACCGAAUAAUACAAUGCCACCGCUUAAGCUAUGCAUGCAGAAUUAUCGCGAAGGUACCAUAUUCGGCUAUAAUGAAUCGUAUAUAUUUGAUCCACACAUCGAUGAGGUGUGCGAAUCGUUGCCUCCCAAUGUCUCUAGCAUUGGAGUGGAGCGUUAUCUGAAUGAUCGUGGUAGACAAGUCAAUUUCGCCUCAUUGGUGAGUGCUGCAUUGACGUUUCAGAUAAAGACGGUAAAUUUUAAGGCUUACGGUGGACCUUUAUCGGCGCCCGAUUGCUUUCGUUUCGAUAUAUCCAUCUUGUUCAAUAACCGGGAUCAUGAUGGUCAAAUGUUACUCUCUCUGGAUGCAGAGGCGACACGUUUAAAGUGCCAUGGAGCUACCGAUUUCGUAUCGGAGGCUAAUUUUGAUUCAUUAUUGAGAAGUAUAUUGAACAUAUUUGUUCUACUCACCUGCGCCUUGUCAUUCGCACUGUGUACGAGAGCCUUGUGGAGGGCCUAUCUUUUGCGUUGCACUACGGUUUCAUUUUUCCGUCAACAUUUUGGCAAGGACUUGAGCUUCGAUGGACGCUUGGAGUUUGUGAAUUUUUGGUACAUUAUGAUCAUAUUUAAUGAUGUGCUACUGAUCAUUGGCUCGGCAUUGAAGGAACAAAUCGAAGGGCGUUAUAUGGUGGUAGAUCAAUGGGAUACUUGCUCACUAUUUUUAGGAAUAGGCAAUUUACUUGUAUGGUUUGGUGUCCUACGCUAUUUAGGUUUCUUUAAGACCUACAAUGUGGUGAUACUUGUCCUUAAGAAAGCAGCUCCAAAGAUUUUACGUUUUCUCAUUGCCGCAUUGCUUAUUUAUGCGGGCUUUGCGUUUUGUGGUUGGCUAAUUUUGGGACCAUAUCACAUGAAAUUCCGUUCAUUGGCCACAACAUCAGAGUGCUUGUUCUCAUUAAUCAAUGGCGAUGAUAUGUUUGCCACAUUUGCCACAUUAUCGACUAAAGCCACAUGGCUAUGGUGGUUCUGUCAGAUCUAUUUGUAUUCGUUUAUUGCCUUGUAUAUUUAUGUUGUUUUGUCCCUAUUUAUUGCCGUUAUAAUGGAUGCCUAUGAUACGAUUAAAAAGUAUUAUAAAGAAGGCUUCCCCAUCUCCGAUCUCAAGGCAUUUGUGGGCACACGCACUGCAGAGGAUAUAAGUUCUGGUGUAUUCAUGUCCGAUCUGGAUGAUUUUGAUCAGACCAGCUUCUUGGAUGUAAUGAGAAGCAUUUGCUGCUGUCAUUGCUGUCGUCCAACGCGCCAGGAAAUCAAUAAUCAGGGUAACAAUAGUGGCUAUACCAGUCUCUCGAGUAUUAUGAAAUAGUUUUCAUUAAUUUCCGCGUGUUGUUUUGUUUCUCUUCCUUUUUGUUCUCUUUUUUUUACCCCCUUGUUAGAUAAUUUCUCAAAAUGUUGUGUUUUUUUUUUGCCAAUAUUUUUUUUCAUAUUUAAAUUAAACAAUUAAUUUGUUUUGUUAAUUGAAUUGCCAAAGGAAGAACGUUAUCUAUAACGAAAGAUAUUAUACAAAUAUAUAUUAUUUAUAUAUAUAUAUUUACUGUGAGUGUGAUAGUAUAUAGAGAGUAGGAUGCAGCUAGAAUACUAUCUAUGGUCUAAUAAGGAUGCAUAGUGUGUACCAAUGCAAAUAAUAUACAUACAUAUAUAUAUGUAUGUAUAUGCAGCAACAGGAUAACCAUUGAACCAUAAAAUUGACUUGAGAUCUUCCAUAAGCGAGAAUGAAACGAGAUUGAUUACGUACAAAUAAUAAAAAAACAAAGUCACUGCAUAGUUAA
Messenger RNA from Drosophila willistoni, 2755 nucleotides. RefSeq names its product mucolipin-3 (gene Trpml). Gene Ontology annotation, molecular function: NAADP-sensitive calcium-release channel activity. Lineage: Eukaryota; Metazoa; Arthropoda; Insecta; Diptera; Drosophilidae. The transcript is spliced from 3 exons. The record is from RefSeq and is a predicted model, not a curated record. Gene Ontology annotation, cellular component: lysosomal membrane; plasma membrane. The coding region runs from base 253 to 2292 and encodes 679 amino acids.